Helobdella robusta is the source of this 2334-nucleotide messenger RNA. RefSeq lists its product as hypothetical. The transcript has 16 exons. The record is from RefSeq and is a predicted model, not a curated record. Gene Ontology annotation, molecular function: kinesin binding; MAP kinase scaffold activity; JUN kinase binding. Bases 1 to 2334 code for a protein of 777 amino acids. Gene Ontology annotation, biological process: vesicle-mediated transport. Gene Ontology annotation, cellular component: cytoplasm. NCBI's taxonomy places the organism in Eukaryota, Metazoa, Annelida, Clitellata, Rhynchobdellida, Glossiphoniidae.
AUGAGCAAGGAGAUAGAGAACUUGAUACUUGAAAAUACCGAACUGCUGGCCACAAAGAAUGCAUUAAAUGUAGUGAAAGAUGACCUCAUUGCUAGGCUUGAUGACACUCUGAGUGAACACGAGUUGCUUAAAGAAGAGUUGAAAGCCACGCAAAAUUUGAGGGAGAAGUUGCGAGAACAGGUGCUUGAGUUGGAGAUGGAGUUGAAGAACUACAGAGAAGCGCUAGAGGCGGAAAGGAGGAAGAGUUCUCCAGAAGAUGGGCGACAAGAUGAACUGUCGAUGGCUCAAAGGAAGAGAUUCACUCGUGUGGAAAUGGCUCGAGUUUUGAUGGAACGAAACCAGUACAAGGAGAGGUUGAUGGAGUUGCAGGAAGCAGUCAGGUGGACUGAAAUGAUCAGAGCUUCAAGAGAGCACCCAGAUCUUCUUCCCGGGGGACACCAUUCAAAGAAGCGAUCCUCUUCCAUCUGGAACUGUUUCGAAAGGUUGUUCACGAGACGAAACGAACCCCCCAGAAGAGUUUCCUCCCUUGCUUCCGUUCGCUACAACGCUCCCACCAGUCCUAGGCGAGAAAACCUCAGGUUGGCCGAGAGACGUCGAAGAAACGAAGACAGCCAGCCUUCUUCCCGCAACAGCGACAAACAACAAUUGAACCCGAUAAAAAAUGACGAUGGUAGAAUUCAGGCGUAUGGUUGGAGCCUGCCGUCUUCAUCAUCAUCUCCAUCUCUGCCUCUCCACAACAAACAGCUCUCCAAGACGUCAGGUUCUUCAACAAUGGAUGAAAACAUCAACGCUGCUGCAGAUAGUAAUGACGUUCGCAAGUCGAGAUCAUCGUCAGCGUCUCGAGAAGUGAGUCGAGGUGGGAGAAAUCUCUUGCCGGUCCCUGUGCCCGUCUACUGCCAGCCACUGCACGCUGCCACACCUUCUAACAAGAUUUGGUGUGCUGCGACUUGCACCCCAUCCUCCUCCUCCAACGAAGUGUGGAUAUGUUCCAGUGGAUCCGACCUCAAGGGCAAGGUCACCAUCGUCCAACCUUCCAGUCCGGAAAAACCCAUUAAUCAGUUUCAAGUUUCAAAUGAUUACCUCCUAUGCAUUGAUUGGGUGCCUGUAUUUGAGCUUGAUUCAAUGUUGUCUCGAAGCCCUCUCAUCAUCCAUCAGUUAGAAGAUAUUGAAGGGAAUCAAAAAGUGUACGUGCAUCAAACCGAUGCUGAUACUAAGGACUGCGUGCAUUCCUUCAAACUGAAAGCUUCCGUGUUUGCCCUGUGCCACACAAGAAGCAGAGUUUUCCUCUCAUUGGCCAAUGGAACUGUUGCUGUUUUUUGCAGAUCCCAAGAUGGACCCGACCAUCCGUGGCGCCUCUCCAGCCAUUACGUCAUGAAGUUCGGAUGGAGCAGCAGACACAGGCAUUCCGUCAGGUGCAUGUGCGUCGUUCAACAGAAGCUACUCUGGGUCGGCUACCGAAACAAGAUCUUCAUCAUCAAUGUCGAUAGCCUGGCUAUCGAGAAAGUCUUCAACGCCCACCCCCGACCAGAAAGUCAGGUCCGACAGCUUGCCUACUCUAUGGACGGAGUCUGGGUCUCUUUUAGACUGGAUUCAACUCUUAGGCACAGGCAAGUUGGGCUUCUCUUUCAUUCGCAUCACAUGUCUGAUGGCUUCUUGCCAUCGACUCUGGGUUGGUACAGCAGCAACAGCAACAACAUCAUCAGCAAAUUCAACAUGCCAUAUUGUUCCAUGGCUCAGGCACAACUCAGUUUCCAUGGUUACAAGGAAGCUGUCAAGUUCUUUGUAACUGUACCAGCUAGCGUAAAAACAAGUGAAAAGAACGACGACAAUAAAAAUAUUACCACCAAAGAUGAAGGAGAUGAUGUGAAUGGUGGAAACAGGAGGAAACCCAUUAACAAGAAUGGAAAUUUGGCUGAUGACGAUGGUGAUGAAGUUAGCUGUGAAAAGAAAAAUGAUGCCACCGAUGAAGCAUCAAGUAAGGAUGGUGGUGAGAACGUGUCCACAGUCACAAAACAAUCAUCUACGACAUCCUCACCGAAGAUUCCAACCCCCUCUUCGUCAUCACAUUCAAAACAACCGGCAACGUCCAAACCAUCCUCCCCAUCAAAAGAAUCAUCAUCAUCUUUAUCAUCCUUAAUGUUGGUCAUGUCUGGGGGUGAAGGUUACGUCGAUUUCAGGAUUGGGCAAGUUGCCUUUCCAAGUUCAGGUGACCCUGAUGACGAUCAAGAUGUUAAAAACAAAAUGGACCUUUCUAGGAGAAACGGAAAUUCCAGGAAGUCUAAAAAUAACCUCAGUCAUUUAAUAGUUUGGCAGGUGGCAACAAACAAAAUGUAA